AUGCCUCACUCGACUACUCGUUGGUACACUACCACGCUCUCCACUACCCAAGAGAACAAUCUCAUCAGCUCAUCUCGACGUACAAAUGGGGCUGAGGAUAUUGUAAAUAGGGAGAAUUCACCUACACUCGAGCCGAGUCGAAUUACUCAUACGCUCACUACUCAGUGUACAACCAAAACUACACAUCGUCGAAAAUCUCAUUCUCAUAGGGACAGAGAUCGAGAUAGGGACCGAAUCCAUCCCCACCAUCAUCAUCAGCAUCACAGAGGAGUUACUACUCGACCUUACCACCUUUCAUUGGACAACCAAGGUAACACACCUAACCGAGGUACCACCAACAUGGCACCUAGUCCAAGAAGUCAAGGCAGCUCAACCGAAGAGACCGAUCGACAACUCGCUCAAGAUGCUCUGAUGCAGGAAAGCGCUAAAUGGAGUCUUGAAGAAAUCCAAGCUUAUCUCGAUAGGAUCGCGAUCGAUGAAUCCGAAACGAUUACUCGAGCUUGUCCUUCGCCAAUUCCAGACCAAACCUUACUUCUUUCCCCUUCGUCAAACUCGUCUUCUUCAUCGACCUUAGUUCCCCAGCCUGUAGCAGAAGAAGAAGAAGAAGAAGGGAACGGCCGAAGGGUUCGAUUCGACUUACCUGAAUCUAUAAACCCCAUGAGAUUGUUUCAACCUCAUUUCAAGGACCACCUGGGCGACAACAAGGUGACCAUCUUUGGUCAUGUGGCGAUUCAUCCUGGACCUGAUGAACUCUUUCAACGAUCACAAGAACCCGGUGCCACUACUCCUAUAACUUCUGCUACGAAGGAGGCAGAGAACAAACUCAAGGAAAAGGAUAGAGGUAAAACGUAUUUUCCCAAAUUGGAUGGACUAAGAUCUUUAACGGAAAUCAUCGGCAACCAUGAUCUUUCGAAAAGAAGAAAUGACAGAGUUACACUCCGGGAUGAUCUAACCAGCUCCGAAGAAAGACUUCGAGCUGAAACCAAGAGGUUGAAUGAUUAUCCAACUCAAGAAGAAGGUAGAAAAUUCAUUAUGGAUAUAAUCGAAAAUAGAUUAUCCGAAAUUGAUUAUAGGAUCCAACAUGAGAUGAACCGGGAUAAGAGAAAAAGGUAUAGGGAAUUGCAAUGGGAUUUGACAAAAUUGUUUACGGAGGUUAGGGAUACUCAUCAAGAUUAG
Messenger RNA from Kwoniella botswanensis, 1176 nucleotides. RefSeq lists its product as uncharacterized. The record is from RefSeq and is a predicted model, not a curated record. NCBI's taxonomy places the organism in Eukaryota, Fungi, Basidiomycota, Tremellomycetes, Tremellales, Cryptococcaceae. The transcript has 3 exons. The coding region runs from base 1 to 1176 and encodes 391 amino acids.